Molecule: messenger RNA, 1778 nt
Organism: Eurytemora carolleeae
Lineage: Eukaryota; Metazoa; Arthropoda; Copepoda; Calanoida; Temoridae
Exons: 11
Coding region: 22-849 (275 amino acids)
Molecular function (GO): oxidoreductase activity
Source: RefSeq, a predicted model, not a curated record
UUAAAUUAUAUUUUCAGAAAAAUGUUAAAAGAAAUUCUUCAAACUCUUCAGAUAGAAACGGAAGCUGAAGCUUUAAACCUUAUCCUUACAUUCAUCCUCUCAGGCUUAAUAGGUUAUGUUUGGAGCCACAGGGGUCAAGUAACUGGGACGGAGAAAGAAAAAGAAAAGGUAGAGGAUGGAGAAGGAUUAUCUGAACUCCAAGAUGGAGAUGUUUCCCUUCCAGGUUCAGAAUCUCUUCUCAAACUUAUUAAAGACCGAAGAUCAAUUAUGCCGAAGGAUUUGACGGGUGAGAUUUUAAGUGAUGAGACUAUAGAAUAUUUGCUGGAGGCGGGAAACUGGGCUCCCACCCACCAUAAAACCCAGCCCUGGAGAUAUAUAGUUAUAUCAGGACCUAACAAUAUUUUAGAUUAUCUUGACUUCAUAGAAAAGUGGUAUAGUGAUAACAGGGAGUUGGUAUCUGAAGAUGAAUUUCAAAAGUUUCAAGACAAGUAUAGUUCAAUGAGAGAAACUCUACCCGCCAAUGUGAGCCAUAUGCUUGUGAUUGGCAUGAAAAGACAAGCAUUGACUGACAAGCUACUGCCUGAAUGGGAGGAGAUUGCUGCAACCUCUUGUAGUGUACAGAACAUUCAUCUAGCGCUGACCGCUCUGCCCGGAUGUGGUGGGUUCUGGUCCUCUCAUACUUGGUGUAAACAUGCCCGGGAUAGUAAUCAGUUUAAGGAGUACCUGGGACUGGAGAGCGAGGAUCGUGUAUUCGGAGCAUUUAUUCUGGGUCGGAUCAGAGAUGGCGCUAAGUUUAAAUCUACCAGAGCGGAUUGGAGAAAUAAGGUUGUUUGGAGAACUGGAUCUUAGUACUUGUAGUUUAAAAAGUAAUUGUCAAGGCGGCGGUACAUACAUUUAAUUUGAUAUAAAUAACACAUGUAGUUUGGUAUAGAUAACACAUGUAAUUUGGUAUAGAUAACACAUUUAACACAUGUAAUUUGAUAGUAGCUAUGAGUAACCUGGUCAACGCCGGGUUCCCAAACUAAUAUGGUAUAAGUCAACUAAGAAUACUAGUCGAGGAAGUAUUAAUAUGUAAUAAUAACACCUCAUAUUCCAUCUUUCUUAAUGUUAUGUGAUUAUGUUUGGUGCAAGUUAUUAAGAAUAACUUCAAAUGUAUUUAAUUUUAGUUUUAAAUGAUCUCAUUCAAUAAUAUUUUUUGAUUUCAUUUGAUAGAUAAUAUUUUUGUUCGGAGAAAUUACUUUUAACAGUAACAAUUAGACCAAGUCAAUGUUGAAUUCAAUUUGUGAAAUACAGUUAUUCUGUGGUACUACACAAUUAUGUUUUAUUUCAAGAAUUUAGUUUUAAAACAUUGUUGUCAGAGUUAAUCCAAAUAUUAUAAUAAUUUUUAGACAAAAUAUCAAAUAUUAUUUAGUUAUUAUAUAUCAAAUAUUAUUCCAAUUAGGAAACAUUCCAGAAUUUUAAUAAUAAGUGGAAAUUUCUCUUUCUAUUAUGCUUCUAGAAAAUCUGUAUCCUCGCUCUCUACUUAACUAUAUUUCUCUUACCCCCCCCCCCAUCUCAUCGUUCCCCCUCCUCUCAGCUCUUCCGUGCUCCGCUACACUUCCGCUAUUUAUACGGAACUGUCAAACUGGUUUUUCAUAUUUGUUGGCACACUUUCAUGCAGUUAUAGAUGAAAUAUGAAAUUAAUAUUAAAUACUUAAAAGUAAUUCCUGUUUCUGUAAUAAGUCAAAAGAUAUGAUUUUUAUAUAUAUUUUUCUUAUUAUAUGUUCAAUUCUUUCAGA